Molecule: messenger RNA, 5574 nt
Organism: Daphnia pulex (common water flea)
Lineage: Eukaryota; Metazoa; Arthropoda; Branchiopoda; Diplostraca; Daphniidae
Gene: Egfr
Product: epidermal growth factor receptor-like
Exons: 10
Coding region: 561-5255 (1564 amino acids)
Biological process (GO): positive regulation of kinase activity; cell surface receptor protein tyrosine kinase signaling pathway; multicellular organism development
Cellular component (GO): basal plasma membrane; signaling receptor complex
Molecular function (GO): transmembrane receptor protein tyrosine kinase activity; ATP binding
Source: RefSeq, a predicted model, not a curated record
CUUUUUUCUUUCCCAAGGGGAAAUGAAGGAACCAAAGUGUCGAGCACUCGACGGCCCUCAUUCCCAGUGCAGUCGCCGCCCAGUCAGGACGUUCAUUUCUCAGUAGCGUCCCACCACCAUCCAACACUUAAAUUUUAAAAACACAUCCGGAAAUUAUUUUAAAGAAAUCAUUUGAAUUUGACAACAAUUUGACAAAGUGCGUCGAGUGCCAUUUUUUAAUUAUCAACUCGUAAUCAAAAAAGCGGAUGUCGCCAGGAUUUGUUCCAGUUUGAUUUUUGGACAAUUCCGGUGCGGGGGUAUUGUGUCGUCCAGCUGGAAGGAUUCCGUGUUGCGCUCGUAGUGGUUUUAUUUAAUUUCUUUUUGUGAUUUAUAAUUGGAAAUCGGUGGUUCAUUGGGAUUGUGGACGGGAGUAAGUAUGAGUCGUCGAUCCGAGUGGACUGUCGGAAUCUGAGACUUUCCGUCCGCCGAGUCACUCCGCACUUCCGCCCGCCCAAAGGCGCCCGCGGUGCGUGUCUAUCCUAACAGCAACAGCCGGAGCAUUUGAAUUAAUUUCGCCCAAAAUGGAUAACCGUCGAUUGCCAGGCUCAUCGGCCAUGUCCUGUUCAUCUGCGGAGCGACGCCACUACGCCUUGCUGGUGGUGCUGGCCGUCUUGGCCGUCGCCGUCGUCGACGCCGCCGCCUUCAUCGAAGAAAGAGUUUGCAUCGGGACGAACGGGCGGAUGUCUGUGCCGUCCAACCGGGAGCACCACUACCGGAAUUUGCGCGACCGCUACACCAACUGCACGUACGUCGACGGCAACCUGGAACUGACUUGGCUCCAGGACGAGCACCUGGACUUGACUUUCCUGCAGCACAUUCGCGAAGUCACCGGCUACGUCCUCAUCUCGCACGUCGACGUCCGCCGCAUCGUCCUGCCGGCCCUGCAAAUCAUCCGCGGACGGACUCUGUUCAAACUCAACGUCCACGACGAGGAAUUCGCCCUCGUCGUCACCCUCUCCAAAAUGCACAACCUCGAAAUGCCCGCCCUCAGAGAUAUAUUGGCGGGUAGUUGCGGAUUGUUCAACAACUACAACCUGUGCCACAUGAAGACGAUCAACUGGGAGGAGAUUAUCACGGGCUCCAAUUCCAAGAUUUUCAACGUUUACAAUUUCACGGAGCCGGAGCGUGAGUGUCCGGCUUGUCACGAGUCGUGCGAGGCCGGCUGCUGGGGCGAAGGACCUGAAAAUUGCCAGAAAUUCUCCAAAAUCAACUGCAGUCCGCAGUGCCACCAGGGGCGUUGCUUCGGACCCAAGCCGCGCGAGUGCUGCCACUUGUUUUGCGCCGGCGGAUGCACUGGACCCAAGCAGAGCGACUGUCUCGCUUGCCGGAAUUUCUUCGACGACGGCGUGUGCAAGCAGGAAUGCCCGGCCAUGCAGCGCUACAACCCCAUCACGUACUCUUGGGAAAUCAACCCGGAGGGCAAAUACGCCUACGGCGCCACCUGCGUCAAAACGUGUCCGGAGCAUUUGCUCAAGGACAACGGGGCCUGCGUCCGCAUCUGCCCGCCCAAGAAGAAGGCCGUCAACGGCGAGUGCGUCGUCUGCGACGGCCCUUGUCCAAAGACCUGCCAGGGCGUCGAUAUCGUCCACGCCGGAAACAUCGAGAGCUUCCGCGAUUGCACCGUCAUCGAGGGAUCCAUCACGAUCCUGGAUCAUUCCUUCGCCGGAUUCCAGCAGAUUUACCCCAAUUUUACCUUCGGCCCGCGCUACCCACGACUCCAUCCGGACCGGCUGGAAAUAUUCGCCACCCUCCAGGAGAUUACGGGGUUUAUUAAUGUCCAGGCUUCGCAUCCGGAAUUCCGGAAUUUAUCCUACUUCCGGAAUUUGGAGACGAUUGGCGGACGGCAGCUGACGGAAUAUUUUUCGGCCUUGUACAUUGUCAAAACGUCGUUGAAUUCACUCCACCUGCGAUCGCUGAAAAUGAUCCGGGCCGGCAGCGUGACGGUGCUGGAGAAUAAGGAGCUGUGCUUUGCUGAGAGCAUCAGCUGGACCAAGAUCAUCAAGUCGCAGCAGCACGGGACUCUGUUGCAGAACAACAAGUUGGCCGCCCAGUGCCUGGAAGCUGGACUGGUCUGCAGCGCCCAGUGUUCCGUCGAGGGCUGCUGGGGCCUGGGACCCAACGAGUGUCUUUCCUGCGCCCAUUUCCAGCUGGACGAGACGUGCGUCGAGAGUUGCGACUUGAAUUUAGGGAUUUACGAAUUGACUCCUAAACUGUGCAAGCACUGCCACCACGAGUGCGAGGAAACGUGCACCGGUCCAGGGCCGGGCAACUGCACCAUCUGCAAGCACGUCAAAGACGGCCCUUACUGCGUGCCGGCCUGCCCGACCAGUAAAUUCAACGACAGCGGCAACGAGUGUCUUUCGUGCCACGAGAAUUGCGUGGGCGGCUGCACCGGGCCGGAGAACAACAUUGGGCCGCGCGGUUGCCGAUCCUGCGAGAAGGCCGUCAUCAACGGUGACGUCGAAGUGGAUCGCUGUUUGAAAAAGACGGAAACGUGCCCGGAUGGCUACUACUACGAGUGGGUGGGACCGCAGGAGCAAGGGCCGCUCAAGCCGCUGGCCGGCAAGGCCGUCUGCCGCAAAUGUCAUCCGCGCUGCAAGAGGUGCAACGGCUACGGCUUUCACGAACAGGUGUGCCAGGAGUGCGUCAAGUACAAACGUGGAGAGCAGUGCGAGGAUGAAUGCCCGCAGGAUCACUACGCCGAUGAGGAGCGACACGAAUGUUCCAGGUGCGCCAGCGAGUGCCGUGGCUGUACCGGCCCCAACGUCCACCAGUGUCUCAGCUGCCGCAAUUACCGCGUCUACUUAUCCCCUGGAACAACAUCAACAAUCCUGGACCCGUUGACCAAUUCCACCCAGCCGUUCAACUGCACGGCCAAUUGCCCGGCUGAAGCCCCGCACAAGAUUUUCCCAGGCGAUGGAGGUGAUCCUUACUGCGCCAAGGAGCCGGUGGUCAAUCCCCUGGUGGGCAAUGGCGACGAGGAGCACAUUGCGGCCAUCCUGGGCGGAGUUAUCGGUUGCGUCACUCUCCUGGGCGUUUUCCUGGCCUGUUUCGGCUACCACUGGCACCAGCGGGCCAAGUCUAAGGAGAACACGGCCAAGAUGACGAUGGUCAUGUCCGGCUACGAGGACAGCGAACCUUUACGGCCCAGUCAUGUCAAGCCCAACCUGGCCAAACUGCGCAUCGUCAAAGAGGCGGAGCUGAGACGGGGCGGCAUCCUGGGCUACGGGGCUUUCGGGACCGUCUACAAGGGCGUCUGGGUCCCCGAGGGCGAAAACGUCAAGAUCCCAGUGGCCAUCAAAGUCCUGCGCGAAGGGACCGGGUCCAACACGAACCGCGAGAUCCUGGACGAGGCCUACAUCAUGGCCAGCGUGGAGCAUGCCAAUUUGUUGCAGCUGCUGGCCGUCUGCAUGACGUCGCAGAUGAUGCUGGUCACUCAGCUGAUGCCGCUGGGCUGCCUGCUGGACUAUGUGCGCAACAACCGGGACAAGAUCGGGUCCAAGCCGCUGCUCAAUUGGUGCAGCCAAAUCGCCCGCGGCAUGGCCUACCUGGAAGAGCGGAGGCUGGUCCACCGCGACCUGGCCGCCCGCAACGUCCUGGUCCAGAACCCGGCCUGCGUCAAGAUCACGGAUUUCGGGCUGGCCAAGCUGCUGGACAUAAACGAGGACGAGUACAAGGCGGCCGGUGGGAAGAUGCCCAUCAAGUGGCUGGCCCUGGAGUGCAUCCAGCAUCGUAUCUUCACCCACAAGUCGGACGUCUGGGCCUUUGGCGUCACCGUCUGGGAGCUGCUGACCUACGGUGGACGGCCUUACGAGAACGUGCCGGCCCGUGAAGUGCCCGACCUGCUGGAAAAGGGUGAGCGACUACCCCAGCCGCCCACCUGCACCAUUGACGUCUACAUGAUUAUGAUCAAGUGCUGGAUGCUGGACGCCGAGAGCCGGCCCAGCUUCAAAGAGCUGGCCGAUGAAUUCGCCAAAAUGGCCCGUGAUCCUGGCCGCUAUCUCGUCAUUCCCGGCGAUAAACUGAUGCGCCUACCUUCCUAUUCUCCUCAGGACGAAAAAGAAUUGAUCCGGAAUUUGUCGUCGUCGAUGGACGGCCCGGAAGUCAUCAUGGAUGCCGAAGAAUAUUUACAACCCAAAUCUCGUUGCCCGUUGCCGUCCAGCAGCUCGACCAUCACGGCUGAGACGCCGCUGCCGCCGCCCACGCCCGUCAAGAAAUACGCGGCCGGCGGAAGCAGUACGGGCGGAGGCGGAAGUCUGGCCAACGGAUCGGAACACGCCGGAGUCUACGGCGCCGAAGGAUUUUCCAGCGCCGCCGGAAGUCAGAGGACGGCCAGUCCCGGCAUGGCCGCCAUGGGCCACCACCACCACCAUCAUUUGGCUGGACUGCCGGCGGGCCAUCAUCCAUCCGCAUUCCAUCCGUCGCAGCAUCCGCAGCAGCUGCAGCCCAACUCCCAGCGCGACAGUGGCGGGCCCAGUCUCCGCUACUGCAGCGAUCCGCUCCAGCUCAUCGGCAAAGAAUUGGAAGCGGCGAUGGAAGACAGACGGUUACCCCACUACCUGCCGGGCGUCAAGACGGGAGCUCGAGUGGGCAACCUGAAGCUGGACCUGCCCGUCGACGAAGAUGACUACCUGAUGCCAUCUCCUCAGUCGACCCAACCCCACCACCACGCCGGUUACAUGGAUCUGAUUGGCGAUGCCAAACUCGGAGACAAUGGUGAACUGAGCAGUGGGGACUAUCACGCCCGGUCGAUGCCGGACUUUGUCAAGAGCCUGCCGGCCAUCAAGCGGAUGUCCGGAAUGCAUCCGACGCUUCCGCUGAGCAUGGACAAUCCCGAGUACCACAUGAUGAACAACCAGGACGUCAACACGCUGUAUAACCCAUCGUCGCCCAGCUACCAGCUCUCACCGACCUCGUCCGUCUCGAGCGGCCUGCCCGUCGGCAACGGCGCCACCCUGGGCAUUCCCGUCAACAGCCUGGGCGUCGGCACUUCCUUGUCUUCGUCUUCCGGCUCGUCGUCGUCGGCCACGCCCUCGGCUGGUGGCUCCGGUGGUCCGCUAGCCGGGCCGAUCCAGUUCCCGACGGGCGCCUUUGGGCCGCGCUACCUGACGCAGCGCUCGUCGGAGGAGGAAGGAUCGGACCACGACUAUUACAACGACCUCCAGCGGGAACUGCAGCCGCUGCAGCCGCUCAAAAGGAACGAGACGACAGUCUAAUCCAGCAUCCGCGCCGGAAUGAUGAUCCUCCUUGCCAUCCUUUUAUUUUUCCCAUCUGACCAAAACUGAAGAGACAAAUUUGUACAUCUUAUAUAAUUAAUUAAAAUAUCCAUUUUUAUAUUAUUUGACAUCUGCUAUACAUAUUAAUGUGUGUGUGUGUCGUGUGGGUGUGUGUCUGAUUGGGUUACGCAACCAGAAAUGAUAAAAAUUUCUUUUUUCUUUAUACCCCCCCGUUGGAUUACUUGGAUGAGUGUGCGACAAAGUGUGCCAAAAUGAAUACUUUUGUUGAUUUUGAAUAAUAAUUUGAUUUGCCAAUUUA